UAACGUGUUGCUAUGUUAUGUUAAUUACGAGUAUUGAUCAAACACUUUGUAUAAUCUAUAAGAAAUGCUUAGAAACUUGUUUUGUGUGUACUGUUAGUUUAGUUGCGUGUUAUCUUCCGACAAUGUCACAUCAAACUUAUGAUUCUCUGUGGUCAACUGCUCAGGAGCUCCUUGCUUCAACCCUUCAAAGUGAACCCACUCAGGCGGAUGCUCGGGAACAACGUACUCUUUUAGUUACUUUGUAUUUGAGGUAUAUUAUCAUCUCCAAUAGACUUUCGGAGGUGAUUGAUCAGAUUGUCCAACCUCAAAAAAGACUCCUAAUUAGGAAGAUCUUGGAAGCUGUUCUUGGGAGGGUUUUGGAAUUGAAGAAUGAUUUGGUGGAGGCUGAUCUUAAUGAAUACACGCAUUUCGGGGAGGUUUUGUCACAACUGGGGUUGACUCCGCUGCAUACACAAUUGGUGAUUCCUCCGGUUUUUAAAGAAGAAAGAAGUGAAGAAAUUAAAUAUCGUAGGGAGUUUAUUCAGACUACCCUGGAUAAAAUUGGUGAAUUGGGUGUUCCUGUGGUUAGGCAGAAGAUGAGUAACCAGGAAGCUGUUUUGAUUGUUCAGGCACAUGAAAGAGCUCGUCAGGGAAGGUUAAGAGCACAGUUUAUGAAGGAGAUAAAAACUUUGAAGGAAAAAGAACGUGGGAAACCCGCGGUGCAAGGUGGGGAAGAGAUUAGUCUGCCUGCAGCGAUGAGGAUACAGAAAGUAUGGAGGGGGUAUAUGGCUAGGAGAGCUACGAGGAGAAGAAAGUUGCAGGAAAUGUUGUUGAUUGGUAUGAUUCCUCAUCAGAAGAAGGAAAGUCUUGAAGUUACUAAUAAUAAAAUUACGUUUGAGAAAAGAAAACUUCUUCAAAUUAAAAAUUCGGAAGACCUAGACAGAUUAACAAAGGAAACCAAGGAGAAUCUUUUAAAUAACCAGAAAGGUAUUAUUCUAGAACAGCUAGGAGAUCAGGUAAGGAGUUGGUUGUAUGAGUACAAAGAGCAAACCGGGAAGAUACCUGAAUAUACAGGAUCGGAAAGAUCAACGUCCAGGAUGUUGAUGAGUCGUCAAGGAACAGGCACUGAUAGUGAAUUGAGUAAAUCUUCUUCCAAAGAUUCUAAAAAGUCUAAAUCUUCUGCUAAAGAAAAAGAAAACAAAGAAAAUGAAGAUGGAGAAGAAGAAACUGCUGUCAAAGCUACUGUAUCUUUAUUUUUACCAGCCCUGACCAUUCACAAAGAUGAAUAUGAUGAGACCUGGAGGAAUAAAGAUGAGUCCUCUAAUCCCCAUCAAGAUCCCUAUGUUGAUUUGAUUGAAAAACAAGAAACUUUGGCUUUGGAGAAUGAAUUACGAAGAACUGUUGAUGACAUGAUGAGGACCGAGUUACAACUGUUACAAGAAGCCCUUGAUAGAGAUAAAGGGCAUAAAGGUAAAAAACCAAAGAAAGCAAGUAAAAAAAUGCGAAGAAGUGGGAAAAAAUCAAAGAAGAAGAAGGAGAAAGAUUUAACACCUGAUAGAACAACAGAAUCUUUAUUUGAAGAACUGGUUUCUAAUGGUAUUAUUAAGCUAUGUCCAGAGGUGUCUCUAAAAGAUUACAUAGGUGAAAACUCUUAUAAUUCUUCAGUUGCUCAUAAUAUUCCCAAGGAACCAAAAAUCUGCGUGGGGGAUUUACGUCAAGUCAUAGCUGAGAAUUGUAUCCUUCCAUUAUUGACCCAACAACUGCAUGAGACAACCCCACUUGUAAAGUCGGUGUUGUUGACUGGCGCUGUAGGCAGCGGGAAGGAUAUGCUUGUUUAUGCUGCGUGUCAUGAGGCGGGUGCGACCCUCUUUGAUUUGACGCCGAGUAAUAUCGCAGGGAAGUAUCCGGGGAAGUCUGGGUUGAUUAUGUUGUUGCAUUUGGUGACGAAAGUGGCGAGGUUGUUGCAACCUUCGGUGAUUUAUAUGGAUAAUGCGGAGCGGCCAUUUGUGAAGAAGGUGCCGAAGAGUGAUAAGAGUGAUCCGAAGAGGCUUAAGAAGGAUUUACCCAAAUUGGUUAAAAAUUUUUGUACGGAGGAGAGAAUAAUGUUGAUUGGAGCAACAAAUUGUCCAUGGGAGGCUGAUCAGAAAUUAUUGGCACAAGUUUACCAAAAGUUUUUGAUUAUUCCGAAACCUGAUUAUAGUUCAAGGUUUGCUCUAUGGACACAUUUACUAGGAGAGUACAAUGCUAUCUCCUGGCAGUUUGAUUACAGCGGUGUGACUAAGAUUUCAGAUGGAUAUUCAAUCGGAGCUAUUGUGGAAACAGUUAAUGAAGUGAUGACUGUAAAACGUAAAUUACAACUGCGUGUAAAACAAUUAAGUCCUUUAGAGUUGAUUAACGGCUUAGCAAAACGUACGCCGAUUUAUAAAGAGGAAGAGGAGGCUUUGCUGGCAUGGUGGACCAAAGCUCCCAUGGCUAAACGAAGGCAGAAGGCUGUGGAGCAACUUUUAGAAAUGGAAGAUGAAACAAAAACUAAACAAGCAAAAGCUAAACGCUAAUAACAACGAAAAAUAGACUUAAGUUGAAGUUUUCUGUUAUUUAAAUCAAACAAAACGUUUAUAUUUUAUAUAUUUUGAGUGUUUUUGGUUAUGCUGAUAGAGAAAAUGGCGGCUUGAGGUUGGUUUUCACGUAGUACAAGCCAUUACUGAAAAAUAAUCAUGUAUUCAUUAUAUAAUUGUAUUAAUUAAGUGUAUUUGUAAAUAAAUAUUACGUGUAUGUUUCCUCGUG
This is a messenger RNA of Dalotia coriaria, 2763 nucleotides long. Its product is annotated as dynein regulatory complex protein 11. The record is from RefSeq and is a predicted model, not a curated record. The transcript has 3 exons. Bases 18 to 2534 code for a protein of 838 amino acids. Gene Ontology annotation, molecular function: protein binding; ATP hydrolysis activity; ATP binding. Lineage: Eukaryota; Metazoa; Arthropoda; Insecta; Coleoptera; Staphylinidae.